Molecule: messenger RNA, 1396 nt
Organism: Paecilomyces variotii
Lineage: Eukaryota; Fungi; Ascomycota; Eurotiomycetes; Eurotiales; Thermoascaceae
Product: putative nucleotide binding protein
Exons: 2
Coding region: 130-1071 (313 amino acids)
Biological process (GO): iron-sulfur cluster assembly
Cellular component (GO): cytosol
Molecular function (GO): ATP-dependent FeS chaperone activity; 4 iron, 4 sulfur cluster binding; ATP binding
Source: RefSeq, a predicted model, not a curated record
CGCAGAAGCCACUAAGUAAGAAAAAGAAAUCUCCCCACGCGAUGAUGGACCUCUGAUAACGCUACCAUUGUCUUUCUUCUAUAAUUCUAAUAGAGGAGAUAUUCUGAGGAAGAGAAUAAACCAGGAAAAAUGCCUCUAGAAGGUGUCAAGAAUGUCGUGCUGGUCCUCUCGGGCAAAGGCGGCGUUGGCAAAUCCUCCGUGACUCUCCAGCUCGCGCUGUCUCUCUCGUUACAGGGCAAAUCCGUCGGCAUUCUAGACGUCGACCUUACAGGUCCCUCAAUCCCGCGCCUAGUGGGACUCGAAGAUGCAAAAAUCACCCAAGCACCGGGUGGCUGGCUACCCGUCGUCGUACACGAUGCCAUAACUGGAGGCUCUGAGACCGCGAAACGAGGCUCGCUCCGCUGCAUGUCCCUCGGCUUCCUCCUUCGCGAUCGCGGCGACGCUGUUAUCUGGCGUGGACCCAAGAAAACCGCAAUGGUGCGCCAGUUCUUAACGGAUGUGUUUUGGGGCGAGACGGAUUACCUCCUCAUCGACACUCCGCCGGGGACAAGUGAUGAGCACAUCGCCCUGGCAGAGCAGUUACUGACGAUGUCUACGACAUCUGUUGAAGCGUCCUCUUCAUCUGGCCUACCUCGUCUCGCUGGUGCGGUUCUCGUCACUACGCCACAAGCGAUCUCCACAUCUGACGUCCGGAAGGAAGCCAACUUCUGCGUCAAGACUCGAAUUCCUAUCUUGGGAGUCAUAGAGAAUAUGUCUGGUUAUGCCUGUCCGUGUUGCGGGGAGGUGAGCAAUGUGUUCUCGAGCGGCGGUGGUCGAGUCAUGUCUGAGGAGAUGGGUCUUCCGUUCCUAGGCGCAGUGCCUGUGGAUGUAAAGUUCGGGGAAAUCGUCGAGGGCAAAAUUCCCGCGGGUCUAGAGGACGAGAGCGAUGAGGAGGAUGAAGAAGAAGGGCAGCAAAAUGGGACCGUUGAGGAGGAUCAUCGACCUCUCGUGGAAAGGUAUAAGGAUUGCUGGUCCCUGCCGAUCUUCGAGGGGUUCGCGAAGACGUUGCUUGAAAAUAUAGAGAGGGAAUGAGGCCCACGUCUUAAUUAUGAUUCUGGUUCUUGUUCGUUGCUCUAGUUUUGUUUCCCGAGACUGUAUGUUACAUUUCUUUGCAUUUCCGGUCCGAGUUGUAGGCCGGGGGGUGUAUUUUCCUUUGAUUACGGGAAAAGUGCUUUGAGGGGACCCUAACUAUUCGAUACCACCAUGUUAUGUUGUUCAGUUCUUGGUUAUAUUAUGUGGCAUACGACUCUUAUUAGACUGCGUUUAAGAGGGUUGUUUCCGUUAUCAUUCAUACUAUCUAUUUGAGAUGAAGAAGAUAUUAUUGCUAAAGAUAUUAUUGCUAAAUGAAUUCAACUAC